UGUCAAAACAGAUGAAGCUUUCGCAGAGUUCCUUAAACAAUUUUUUGAAUUUUGGUUAAAUAAAUGUAUCAAAACUGGAUUUUACCGCGAGAUAAAAUGCAAAGUACUAUCAAGGAACUGCUUGAUGCUCUAGGAUGUAAUUUAGAUAUUGAUACAGUUUUGGACUACAUGCAGAAUGACGCCAACUACUGCAAUAGCAAUCUCACAUCUAAACAAGUAAAUGAAUACGCUCAAAGAUUAGCGCUAAAGGCAACAAAUGCCAAGACAUUUCUCAAAAAGUAUGAAGAUUUGAAAAGCCGCAACACUGACAAUCUAUAUGACAUUAUUUUGUUAUUCUACAAGUUGGUUCAUGAUGAUAAGAAAUCGAAAAUCAACAAACCAAAAGUUGCUCCGAAGCCUAUAUUGGGUGACAACAAACAUCAAAUCACUAAAGAUGAUCUUCCACAGAUUAAAGAUAAGUUACUUAAAGCUGUUGAUGAAAGCAAAAAGCUUGUGAUGAAGUCAUUUGAAGAAAAGGAAACCAAGAUCCGGCCUAAUUGGUACAGCAGUUUGGAUUUACCAAACUGGCAGAAGGAGCAUCCAUCUAUGUCUUGGGACUUUCCUAAAGAACCUUUACCAAUAAAUGGUAACCUAGCUGGUAUACCAAUAGAUUCUCAAGAGAACAUCAUGAUAGACGAGCUUCUAUAUCUUUUUUCUGGUGUCCCUGGCAACUUUAUUGUCCACCAACCUGUGAAAGAUACUUUUGACCCGCGGACAUUCAUCAUAUCUGAUGAUUUAGAUGAUGCUCUUAAGCAGAUAGUCGAACAGAUGUUGCCUCUUGCUUCCAAUUAUUCUAUAGUGAGGAGGUUUCUGGAGCAUUGUGAUAUGUGGUCAGGUCAGGUCUUGCACGCAUUGGUGGCUGCUAUCGAAGUACUUCUCAAGGAUUAUUAUACAAUGAUAGCCCAGUUAGAAACAGAGCAAAUGGCUGGGGCACUGUCUCUUCAGAAACUGUGGUACUUUGUGUUGCCUACCAUGCAUACAAUGCAAGUUCUUGCCGCUAUAGUCACCAACAUUGGAAAGAGCGAACUUCGUGGAGGCGCGGUACUGACGGUGCUUCAUGAUAAGACUAACACGUUAAUGGGGGACGCAAGAGCACAAGAAAUAUCCCUGUUUCUAACGGAACGGGCCAGCAGACCUUACCUCGCCAUUUUGGAUCAAUGGAUACAUAAAGGAACAAUUGUUGAUCCGUUUCAGGAAUUCAUGAUUGAAGACAACGAGCUGAUUAACAAGGAGGAGCUGCCCGUGGACUACUCGGCUGAUUACUGGGAGAAACGCUACAGCGUGCAGAAGGAUCGCGUGCCCAAAUUCUUGGAGAAAUUCACUGAUAUCAUUCUGAGGACUGGGAAGUACCUGAAUGUUAUUAGCCAAUGUGGUAAAUCAAUUUCCAAAACGAACACAGAAGAAAUCAAAUACUCUCUAAGGGAACAAAACUACGGUGCCAUAAUUCAAAAGGCGUAUGCCUUUGCAAGCAAAUCUCUACUAGAGUUACUUCUGAAGGAGUAUGAUCUCAUGGGGCGGUUGAAAUCCGUCAAGAAUUACUUCCUGAUGAGUCAGGGAGACUUCAUAGUUCAGUUCAUGGACGCCACAGAACAAGAGCUGUCGAAGAAAAUUGAUGAUAUUAUACCGUCGAAGCUGGAGUCUUUACUGGGUCUUUGUUUAAGGCUUUCGGCAGCUAGUCACGAUCCGUACAAUGAGGAUAUGAGGGUCGAGCUCUUGCCAUAUGAUUUACAAUUCCAAAUGUUCAAAAUUUUGUCCAUUGAGACAGAAGAAGAGAAAGAAUACAAACAGAACAAAGAUUGCCCGCCGUUGACUGGUAUCGAGACGUUUUCCUUUGGAAUGGAAGUAAAAUGGCCAGUUUCACUCAUUCUCAACCACAAAGCUAUCGCGUGCUACCAAAUGAUAUUCAGACAUCUGUUCUACUGCAAACACGUAGAGAGAUUACUGUGCAGAGUAUGGCUGUACAACAAAGUGGUGAAACGUUUCUCCGAAGCGCGCCAAUACGCCGACGCGUUCGCCCUCAGACAACGCAUGUUGAGCUGCAUCCAACACCUGCAGUACUACAUGUGCGUGGAGGUCAUCGAACCUUCCUGGUGCCAGCUGAUACAGAGCCUAGACAAGGUAAACAACGUGGACGAGGUGCUGGAGCGGCACAAUGACUUCCUGGAAGCCUGCUUGGGCGACUGCAUGCUGACCAGGUCACAGCUGUUGAAGGCAGUCACCGCGCUCUGCCUCGUCUGCGUACAAUUCUGCACGUUUAUACAGGAGAUGCACAAGUACUUCGUGGACGCAGAGCUUAACAGUAUGCUUGGAUCGACCUAUGACAGUUCAGACUAUAGUGAGGGCGCUGGUUGCGGAGGUUCUACUGCGCUUGCGUCGUCGGAUUCCUUCUCCCGCUCUGUGUCGCGGUACGGCCUCCGGUUCACCGCCGCUCUGCUGUCAGUCCUCGCGAUCAUAGACCAGAUGGCCAGAGACAACAACACCAACAAACUACUCAAUAUAUCCGCCAGGCUAAAAUUCAACACUUACUACGACAAACAAAAGGAGAUGAUCUGCAAUGACGACAACAUUAUGGGAAGCGAGAAGAAACCCGCGACCUCCUAGCACAGGGCGGCGCGGUCGCGCUCCAAACUCAUCACCUCUGUGUGAACAGACCUUUAUAUCAAGUGCCACCAUAAUAACUUACAUUAUGUGCACACCUUUACUUUCUCGGUCGAAGUUGUAAUACCUAGAAUCGUAGAAAUACUGCUAGUAACUGAAAGCCCACAUCAAUUCUUUUGCAAAAUUCAGAAGGGAAAAUCUACAAAGAGACGGAGAGGAAACGAAAUAUUUUGCAACUGUUUCUAAUUGGCUUAGAUUAGAAAUAGGGGCCCUUAAAUAGUUUUUUUUUUAUUUAUGGGUUUGAAUUCCAGUUUGUUUGCUCUUUAGUGCAGGUAACUUACGAGUGGGUUAUUUCAAAACUGGGUAAAUUAGCAUUAAAGUCUUUUUAUAUUUCCAAUAAAAUAGUAUUAACGCCUAAUAAAAUGAUAGAUGUAAACGCGCUAAAUAAUCUUAUUUAAAGAAUCGACUAAUUAAUUUUUAUAUUAAUCAUUGAAGCUGCACCAAAUUUAAAUGGAAAAAAAUUCAAGUAAAAUUUCCGUAGAAAUAAAUGGUACUCUAUGGAGUGUUGUUAGAUUAAAUGCAAUCAAAUUGAGUAUUAUAGGAUAACUAUGGUGCAACUACACUUUUGCAUGUCCUAUGUAUUUGUUCUAUCUAUAUAAACUUAGGCUUCUUAUUGGUAGACAAAAUUUUAAGUGGAGAUCAUUUGUUUACGUGCCGUAUCUAAUAUAAAUUAUACAGUUACACUUCGAAGAAACAAAGUUCCUUUAAUUCAAAUAAUAAAAAGAGUUAGAUUACAUAUCUUGACUCUUAUAAAUUCAGUGACGUGAAAAGUUCCUUUUAGUGUUCAGAUUGCCAUUUUAGUGUCAUAUUAUUCUGGAAUCUUAAUAAGUAAUCUCGAGUGUUGUAUUAACUAUUACUGUAUCUGAAUGUACUCUUCAUAAUUGCAUAGUAAACUUAUUUAAGCUUAAUAGGGAUAAAUAAAGAUUACAUACUGAUUAAUUACUGUUUGGGAUAGAUAGUGUUAAAAGAAUUUACCAGUAAAUGUUAGUCUGUAUACUUUGUGAUUGUUCAAUCGAUACUAUCCGGCUUAGUACAAAUUAAAAUUACACGAUUUUAUCAUUGAUUAAACCUAUAUUUUCGUAUACGCUUUAUAAUUUAUGAGCACAACUAACACUUAAUAUACAAUAUAAUUAAUCACUUAAAUUCCCGUUUAAAAUCAAUAUUUUUGAUAAUAAAAUGAAAAUAAAUAAAUGAAUAGUUAUCCAAAAACGUAUUUAUAUACAGCCAUGUUUUAUAGUAGGAACAUUAAUGUAAAACCGAAACCCUUGCCAUAUUUUAAUAAUAUUAAAAAUAAAUUUCACGAUCUUGUUUAUGAAAAUAUACUUCCAAUUAGUUUUAGUAGGAAAUGGUUAUCUUUCUUGUUUGACUUUUGUGACUAGACAUAAGUAAGUGCGUGUGAAAAUAAAGGUCUACAAAAUUAAAUUUAGAUGAAGUGUAUUCGAAUAAGUAUGCCCCAAUUCCAAAAAAAUACUUUUAAUGUUGAUAUUUUUUACAUUCGUUGUGAUUGGCUGUGCAUUAGCUAAUAAUGUUUUGGACAAUAGUAAUGUUUCCUUAGUGUUGAUAAAUUUGUUGUUGUAGUAGAGUGCCAUCUUUCCAAUUGUGUUGUUAUUUUUAGGUCAUAAAUAUGUUGGUUAAUAUUCACAGAGUUGACUGCUUUGCUCUGGAAAAAAUUAAAUAGUCCAUGGUCCCGAUUGCAUUUUCAUCUGUGAAAUUUGAAAAACAUUUUUAGAAAGAUUAUGUUUACCGACUUAGGGAAAUGUGUUGUUUGUACGCUUUACAGGGUAGUAAUACAUGUCUCCUUUUUUAAAUGGUAGUUUUGUAUACGUCACAACGUUAAAAUUGUCUGGAAGAUUCUUAUCUCGGAUUUUAAUUGUAUCUAACAAAGUUCUUGCUUUCUAAGCAAGAACUUUGUUAGGACAGACUGGUAAGUAUCGCAGGUCAUACCCGAAAUAACAUUUUUAUAUUGUUUUUAUGAAUUUAUUACCCACCUAAUCAUUAUAAUAAAGUAAAAAGACUCAUGACAAGGGAAGUGCAUGUUCGUUGUAUGGUUCAAAUGUAGUGUGGAUGGAUUUAUGUAUAAUUUUCUCGUUUAUUUUAAUAAAUACAAUGUAGCGUCCUGAUAAUGAGCAUAUACACACACACGUGUAUAUGUUUUCAACAUUAAAUCUCAGUACAUAGCUAACUAAUGUAAAUAAAUGCCAUCGUUAUUUUUUUAUUUCAAUAAAUUAAUUAACAGCCA
Messenger RNA from Amyelois transitella, 4936 nucleotides. Its product is annotated as gamma-tubulin complex component 2. The coding region runs from base 64 to 2640 and encodes 858 amino acids. Gene Ontology annotation, cellular component: spindle pole; equatorial microtubule organizing center; gamma-tubulin small complex. Gene Ontology annotation, biological process: cytoplasmic microtubule organization; spindle assembly; meiotic cell cycle. Lineage: Eukaryota; Metazoa; Arthropoda; Insecta; Lepidoptera; Pyralidae. The record is from RefSeq and is a predicted model, not a curated record. The transcript is spliced from 16 exons. Gene Ontology annotation, molecular function: gamma-tubulin binding; microtubule minus-end binding.